This is a messenger RNA of Ixodes scapularis (black-legged tick), 3471 nucleotides long. Its product is annotated as ADP-dependent glucokinase. The transcript has 6 exons. The record is from RefSeq and is a predicted model, not a curated record. Bases 125 to 1576 code for a protein of 483 amino acids. Gene Ontology annotation, molecular function: ADP-specific glucokinase activity. Gene Ontology annotation, cellular component: endoplasmic reticulum. NCBI's taxonomy places the organism in Eukaryota, Metazoa, Arthropoda, Arachnida, Ixodida, Ixodidae. Gene Ontology annotation, biological process: glucose metabolic process.
UCACACCUGAUUCAACAUGGCUACCGCUGGUCGCUAGCUCCUCGUCUCCCUCCUCGUCCGCGAUCCGUACUCGAAUUCUCCUCCAAAAUUUCUGCCGUAAAACUUUUGUCAGACCCCCGUUAGCAUGGCAUCAAAGUGGACCGUGUCCAUCAGCACCCUCCUAUCCGCCCUAGUCAUUUUCUACGCCGUCUAUUACAGGCGGCAAACCGAUGAAGUGUUGCGCCAGAGGCUGCAGCUGAUCCUCGACGGCUUACUCAAGGCCGAACGGCAAGUUUCGGUCGACCCGAAGACACGGAUUGCCCUGGGAUUCGGCUCGUGUCAGGACUUGAUCGUGCAGAGCUCGGAGCUGUUCGGCAACUUCGAGCCGCCCGAAGAUCCCGAGCACAUCGAUGUCAUUGACAGCGAGCGAGAUCUUCUUCGGGCGUUCGCCUAUUACUUCCGGCAUGGAGCGGCGGCAGAGCGCUUCGUGUCCAACGCCAGCCUGUUUGCGUCCCUGGUGGAGGCAGCGCGGUCUGCAGAGAGUGCCGAGUACCAUGUGGGCGGCAACGCUCCUCUCAUGGCCAACCGGUUUGCACGGGAAGGCUGCGAGGUCCUGCUGGGAGCCCACAUGUCUCAGAAACUCCGGAAGGAGCUGCCAGAGGGCGUCACGGUGGCGGGGCCUCUCACGGACCACGACGAAGUGCACCUGCUCUUGGAGUACCCCGCGGGGCUCCGCUGGGGGCGGUACCAGUCGCCACGAGCCAACAGGUUCAUCAUUCACAAUGACCACAUCAACCCAAAGUUGGCCUCGGUCAGGAACUUUGUCCCCGAGCUGAAGCCGUUCCGGCCGGACCUGCUAGUCAUCUCGGGGCUUCAGAUGAUGGACAAUUUUCCAUUUGAGAAAGGUCAGCGUGCCGAGCACGUUCGAGAGGUCCGCGACAUGAUGAAGGAGGCGGACCCCGCGGUGCCGCUCCACUUCGAGAUGGCGUCCUACACGGACCCCACGCUCCUGCACGAGCUCGCGGAGCACGUGCUGCCCUACUCCGACUCAGUGGGCAUGAAUGAGCAGGAGCUUCCGAACCUGCUGAGCAUCCUCAAGUACGGCAACGUCUCCUACGUGGCGGACUCUUACCCCAGGGUUGCCACCGUGCUGGACAUGAUGAGGGACGUCUACGGGCUUGUGCAAGAACAAGCAUCGCGUCACGGUGCCACCAACGAAAAGAAUGCAGGCAGGCGGAGACUCAGUCGCCUGCACAUCCACACCCUCGCCUUCCAGGCAAUCCUGGUUGCGAGGGACUCCCCGUGGAAGAACUCGCUUGCCGCCGCAGCCAAGUCCGCUCUGACCGCCCACCGCUACACCUGCGGCUCGGACGACAUCGACACGGAGCACGCGCGAGUCAUCAUGGACGACUCCUUCACGACGAGCCGGGGCCAGGGCGCCCGGCGGAUCCCCUUUGACAGCAAGCGUCCAGUCGCCUGCUGGCAGGAGGCGGACUUUGAGAUCUGUGUCGCCCCCGUUCUCGUGUGCACCAAGGUCCUCCACACGGGUGGCGGCGGCGACAACGUGUCGGCCGCCGGUUUGGUACUGCAGGUUUAGCGGCGGGAGCAACCCUCUUCGGGGAAGGAAAGGGUGUCCGCCGUGAGGCAUACACUGUUUUUGCUAAGAACGAACUGACCGCUUUCACAUGUAGUUGUCGCAUUGUGCGUGGCGACAUCAGAGUUUGAAAUUGAGGGGGGUGGGGGGCUAAUAGUGGCGGUAGCCUCUUUUCUCUCGGGGAAAGAGAGGGUUGCUACCAUUAGGCAAAGAUCAUUUUCUCCUCGAAUGAGCUGGUCGGUUUUUUUGCGACGGCGUUGCAGUGUGCGUGGUAACGUGGGAAUCCAAAAUUGGGAGGGUAGGCUAAUUCUGGGGAGUAACCUCAGGAGAUGGAGGAUAGCUGUUGGGAGUAGAUACUUUUCACUGAGAACGAGCUGGCUUGUUUCAUAUGUGGGUAUUGCAGUGCGUGUAGUAACAUUGGAAUCCAGUAUUGGGAGGGAUGGAAGGCUAAUCCUAGGGAGUACCCUCUUCUUUUUCUUUUUUUUUUUUUGGAGGGGGGAAGGUAGGCUCUCUCAAGGCUGGUCUGGUUUUAUAAGGAAAGAUGGGGAUUAUUGGCAACUCGUUUGUUGCAGGAUUUGCGGUGGCACCAAAGUAUGAAACUGCGAGGAAGGUAACCAGUCUUCAAGUUGUCACUUCUUUUUUUAGGAAACCACUUUUUUAGUGCUUGUUUCUUUGACAAGACAAAAGAUGGGCUGUCAAUCAAGUGUAGGGGGUGACCUCUCCUGAGGUUAGGUUCUCAAGGGCAAAGAAAAUGAAGUACUGAAGAAAGUGUGUUUGUCAGGCUGUCCAGUUACAUCAUAAUUUGAAAUUAGAAGAGGCAAUAUCAACUGUAUUUCUGAACAACUAUCUUCUCAGCAUACAUAAUUUUCAUUAGGGGAGAAGGUGGUUGCUUAGUUCAUGUGUGGAUGUUUUGAGGUGUGUGGUGGCAUCAGACUGAGGCAUUUUGAUAGUGCAGUUUGUGUAGCUGGGAAAGUAAUGCAAGGAUUAGUCAUUUUAUACGACCCACACCAGCGUGUCUAUUCUUUUAAGUUUCCGUGACUGGUACCCAAUUUCCAAGUGAAAAGAAAUUACCAUAGUGUCAUCAACGAGUUACUUUUUUCUGUGCUUACUGAAUCAAGAACCUGAGAGUAACCAAAAGUGGCUACUUAAAAUUGGUGUAGCAAAGGUUGAACAUGACGGUAAACCUGAGACUAGGGUAGGAAAACAGAAAACGCGAAGGAAGACGGAAAAAGAGCAGGCAGCGUCUCAAUUCUUUUUAUGUCUUCCUUCGCGUUUUCCGUUUUCCUACCCUAGUCUCAGGUUUACCAUCAUGUUCAACAUACACCAGCUGGCCUGCACUCUGACUAUAUUUUUGGGUAGUUAGCCCCUUACCAUGUCUGAGGACUUUAACAUGAAGCUUCUGCUUUUCAUAGUUUAUGCCAAAGCAUGUGUUUUUACGCUCAUUUCAAUAUUCGCCGGGCGCGGAAGAUACUACAUGGAACGUCGGGUAUCCGAGAGGGGUAGUCAUUUCUAGACUGCCCUGUAGUUGCUUCCUGCCUUAUGUCACCCAUAUAAGUUUGUACCCCUGGCUUUGUACUUCCCCUAAUCUUCAACGUUGCUUCACUCUUGGUUAGUUAGUUCAGGGUCGUUAAAGGCUAGCCCCAAACCAAGGAUGACUGUGAUGUUUCGAAGUAAGCAUUUAGGUGCAACUCCACCGCUGCUCAUGUUUGUAGUAAGGAAGUUUGCACUAAGGGAGUAGGCCUCAAAUGUGCUUUACUUUUUCAAAGGGCAGAGAGGCUACCAGAGACAUGAAAAGACAAUGAAUGUAGAACAGUAUGGCACUUGAACUUUGAAAAUGCUGUUUGUUAUGAAAUUCAAAACGAAAUAAGAAUGGAGCACGAGCUGAGUGUAUGAGGUUC